AUGACUAAAAAUUUGAUAUUUAGUUCAGACGACGAACUACAAAAUAAUGAUGAUACUAUUAAUGAUAUUCAUGGAUUAUCAAAUGAUAAAAGUAAUUAUAAUUUUACACGUGGUGCUAUUGGUAAUAUUCGUUCUUCAUUCAAUGGUGUAAAUGAUAAUGGUUUUGAACAUGAUGUUGUUAAUAAUGAUAUUUCUUCAUUCAAUGCUAUAAAUGAUAAUGGUUUUGAACAUGAUGUAGUUAAUAAUAAUAUUUCUUCAUUAAAUAAUGAUGUUUUAGAAUCUAAUUCAGAUGAUGAAGCACCUGAAUAUUAUCCAUCAAAUGUAUCUGUUCUAUCCUCAUCAACUCAUUCGUCGUUAGUGACAUCCAAUGAUCUUAUAUCUAACGAUGAUAAAGUUGUGAAAAGCUCGAAACGAAAACGUCGUCAAUGGUCAAUUGAUGAAAAACUUGGAAUUAUAAAAGUAUUUAAAUUAAAUCAAAAUAAACAGAAAACAGCUACAGAUCAUGGAUGUACAAGAGCGCAGUUACGAAAAUGGUUAUCAACUGAACAGAAAUUAAUUAAUCUUUCUAAAGAAAAAAAAGGUAAAAAACGACGACGAGUAGGUGGGGCAGGCAAGAAACUUAAAUAUAUUGAACUUGACUUGCUAUUACUAGCAUGGUAUCGAGAACGUCGAACUAAAUUUGAUCCAAAUUGCAUCGUACCACCUACUGAUAUUCGACGUGAAAGAGUUACCUUCAAACAAAUUCAACGACAAGGUGUAAAAAUUAGUGUUCACUUGAAACAUGAAACACCUUCAGUUAAAUGGUUCUAUCGAUUUCUUAAACGUCAUUAUUUAUCUUUACAAAAACCAAAACGAAAACAAAAAAUUCCUUUAGCCUUUCAUGAUAUUGGUUAUACUUGGACAGAUGAUUCACCUGUAUCACUUCGUGCAAUGCCUGGCUAUAUAUUUGAUCCAACAGCUGUUGAUUGCUCAUUGUCAACGAAUGAUGAUUAUGAUAAAGAUGAUCGUAUUGAUAUUGUUGCUGAAGAGGCAAUCUCAAAACGACAAGCACAACAUUCACAAGCUACAUUAACUCAAUUAACAAUUAACAAUAUGUGGAAAAAUAAACAUUAG
Messenger RNA from Adineta steineri, 1113 nucleotides. Lineage: Eukaryota; Metazoa; Rotifera; Eurotatoria; Adinetida; Adinetidae. The record is from the annotation of a GenBank genome assembly.